Messenger RNA from Stegostoma tigrinum, 2477 nucleotides. RefSeq names its product FERM domain-containing protein 4B-like. The transcript is spliced from 9 exons. Lineage: Eukaryota; Metazoa; Chordata; Chondrichthyes; Orectolobiformes; Stegostomatidae. The record is from RefSeq and is a predicted model, not a curated record. The coding region runs from base 120 to 1394 and encodes 424 amino acids.
GUUUGUGAGGCACUGAACUGACUUCCCCCUCGGUGUAUCCCAGGACAAUGUCUCGCGGCUGAAAUCGAAGGAUAAACACGGUGACUCCCCCCACAACCCGACCCCUCCCGAGAGGGGACAUGGAGGUCAAAGGUUCCCUGAUGACAAUGGCGACCGGCAACGUCGGCUCGAGCACAGGUUGCCGGCGCUAUACAAAAGCAGUGAAGAUGAAGACUGAGAGGAUAAGGGAGUUGGCUGAGCAACAGCAGGCAAUGGAGGAGACACUGAGGAGGAAGACGUUGGAGCUGAGGGAGCUCUGCUUGCGGGAAGCUGAACUGACGGGAAUGUUGCCCCCAGACUACCCGCUGGCACCUGGCGAAGUGCCCCCCCUUGUGGUGCGCAGGGCGGGAUUCGCGAAGAGGUUAACAGCUCCCACCAUAAAUUUGGAAGAGGAUGCUCGGCUCAUGAAUCUGGAGCACCGGUUUGCCACUGCCAAUCAGGGGCUGAGCGUCAGGGCAGAAUUCCCAGAAGGGGAGCCAGCGAGGCGGAGUCACGGGUACCAUCGCUGGGCACUGAACGACAACACGAAGAACGAGACUCAGAGAGCAACGAUCUACCCACAUGACUUCACGGCCACGCCGUGCGCUGACCGACCGACGGUGCCCUGUACCCGUGACACUGGCGGAAGCGGGCAGGCCCUGGGCUGGAGCCAAGGCUGGACGCUGCUGCCACCAGACGUCUACUGCCAGGCGAGGGGGCGCCGCAGGUCCUACGCCAACCCUGCCAGGUUGCUACAGAGAAGCAUGUCUGGGAUGGAAAGGAGUGUGCCAUCUUCACCCAUCAUUUACAGGGACAGGUCCGGGCAGUACAGGUAUCUGAGCUCAGUACCACGUUUCCCGGACGCCAUAUCCUCGCGGGUCGAGGUAUCGAGUGACGCGGGCAGCGAGCGGCAGGCUUUCCGCCACAGCUCCCGGCGCAGCGGCAGUUCGGAGACACUGAGUGAUGGCGCUGCCUUCACCCGCCCCGGCCGCCGCUCACUGGGGGGCACCGGCCUGUCCGGCUGCCCCGGGACCCAGCCGGCUUGCGGGCAUGAUCCCGGGCGCAAGCCGAUGCUGGGCUCCAAGGCGGUCAGCGCCCACCGUAGGGGGUCUGGCAAGCCGGUCGACCGGGACGUCCACAGGGCGCUGGCGCUGGAGGGGCUGCGGGCCUGGUACAUGCGGGCAGCCGUGUACGGGCACCAGCAGGAGCAUGUCACCCUGGGUUCAGACCAUCCUGGGUUGCAUGGCACAGGUGCUGCGCGACCCAGCUAUUCAUUGGUGACCCCUCAAGCGAACUGGGGGGCCUGCCGGAGAUCAUCGACAUCCCAACAGGUUGGGGUCACGACACGAGGUCGCUGGUAUGACCCACCCUGCUGACUGGAUGGUGGAGGAGGCAAGGGUUCGGACGAGGAAGCUAUGGGCACGGUCUUAGCUGUUGUUGUGAGACGGGGCGAUGGAGGAUUUGAGGGGAAUUGGAGAGACAGAGACCCUCGUGCCACAGAAAAAUUAACCCUCUGUGUGGGAGGGUUAGAGUUUACUGUGGCUUUCACCUUGGUGUGAAAUAUGCAGGCUUCACAAAUGUACCAUGCCAACUUUCUCUAUACCUGCUCCCAUAUUCUGCCACGCUCCUGUUCCCUUAACCCCUCUCCUUUCCCUUUGCUCCAUUCCUGCCCCCGCUUUUCCCACUAAAGCACCCAUUACCCCAUUCCUGCCCGCUUACCCCACUCCUGCCCCCUUUAUCACACUUCUGACCCCUCUCCAGCACCCACUCCCUUUCCCCUUUUUUCUUAACCCCACUCCUGCCUUCUUUAGCUCGCUCCGGUUCCCUUACCCUCUCCAGUUGCCUCAAACCCCUCUCUCCUGCUCUCUCUCACCCUCCUCCACAUCCCUCGCCCCACCUGUGUCCCCUCCACCCUGCUCCUGUCCCCUUUUAACCCACCCGAGUGCCCUUACCCCACUCCUGCCCUUCUGCUCUUGCCCUAUUUCUUUCUCCAGUCCUGGGUGAUCACCCACACCCACACCUUUUACCCCCUUGCUCAGCGCUGUUUGUUUGCCCUCUCAGAUUAUCACCUGGGCACUUUCACUGAUCGCUUCUAAUGCCAACUCACUGGGGGCACAUUCUCCUGCACACACCACCCAGUCCCAAAUCCCUGUACCGUUUCACCUUUCCCAUGUGUGGCACUGAGUCCCAGGCACAGGUCCUCUCUCACCCCGAUGCGGGCAUUGGUGGCAGAUGGCAACUACAUGCAAUAGUGUCCUGGCCAUCCGUGGGUGAGGAAUGGCCCAGGGAUGCAAUAGUAAGGGAAGGCAGUGGGCGAGAGAGAGAGAGAGAGAGACACUCCUGCCCCAGUUGCUACAGUGUGGUUGGGUUUGGGUUGGGCGCCUGGCACUCAGUGAGUUGGUAUCUUCUCGGGAUGGGAGGGGACGAGGGCUAAUUACACCACCCCCCCCCCGACAUUC